Bactrocera oleae (olive fruit fly) is the source of this 2234-nucleotide messenger RNA. It is a transcript of the gene fzy, whose product is annotated as cell division cycle 20 protein fzy. Gene Ontology annotation, cellular component: anaphase-promoting complex. The record is from RefSeq and is a predicted model, not a curated record. NCBI's taxonomy places the organism in Eukaryota, Metazoa, Arthropoda, Insecta, Diptera, Tephritidae. Gene Ontology annotation, biological process: positive regulation of anaphase-promoting complex-dependent catabolic process; anaphase-promoting complex-dependent catabolic process; positive regulation of ubiquitin protein ligase activity. Gene Ontology annotation, molecular function: anaphase-promoting complex binding; ubiquitin ligase activator activity; protein binding.
UAUAUUUUACAUUUUCUGCUGUUGGCAACCAUUUUUUUCUAAGUUUUGGCAGCAUUGUUUGCACUUCAUAUUUCAAUUCUAGGCGCAAAAUCAAAUUUACCUGCAACCGCCAUUUGUAAUACUUCGUAAAAUUUCAAUAAAGAAAAAUAAUUGUUAAAUAAAAAGUUCAUUUUUAAAUUUGUAAAUAUUUGUAGGAAUAUAUUUUAUUGUAAUGGCUCAAUUUAAUUUCUUGAAUGAAAUGACCAGUGCAUUGACACUGGAUGGCGAAAUUACACGAGGACCAGCACCUCGCUGGCAAAAAAAAUUGGAAGCUUCUGCAAUGGCUAACAGCCUUAACGGAAGUAUAAAUGCGUCUCGUUCCGUACUGUCUAUGUCAUAUAAUACUAGUUUUUCUGGUGUAAAUCCACCCUCAAGAACCCCACGGAAAGUUAGUGGAGACACAAAGUGCAAGAAAACACCUACUCCCAGUAAAGGUACAAAGACGCCAAGUGGAGGUGAUCGUUUCAUUCCCAACCGUGGAACUAGCAACUUCGAACUUGGACAUUACUUGAUUAAACAAGAACAGGACAAAUCGGAAAACGAUGACAAUGACAAUAGCAAUAACGCUAACAAAAAGACACCUUCAAAGGUUGAGCGUCAAAAGCUUAUAUCGGACUCAUUGCAAAUUGGUGAUACGAAAAGCACUCGAAUUUUAUGCUAUCAAAAUAAAGCACCUGCGGCACCAGAAUCUCAUCAAAAUCCUUUAAAAGUGGUUUAUUCAAUAAAUACACCUUUAUCGACAAAGAGCGGCUCUCGUUUUAUACCAACCACAUCAGAUCGCAUACUGGAUGCACCUGACAUAAUAAAUGAUUAUUACUUAAAUUUAAUGGAUUGGAGUGCUGACAAUAUUGUGACAGUUGCUUUGGGUAAUGCAGUUUAUUUGUGGAACGCAGUAACGGGCAAUAUAGACCAAUUGGUGGAGUACGAAGAAGGAGAUCAUGCAUGUGCCCUUUCGUGGAUACAAGACGGACAAAUAUUAGCAAUUGGCAACAAUACUGGUGUAGUGGAAUUAUGGGACUGUACGAAAAUUAAACGUUUACGUGUAAUGGAUGGGCACUCGGCUCGUGUGGGCACUUUGGCAUGGAAUUCAUACCUAGUCUCAUCGGGCAGUCGAGAUGGUUCCAUCAUACAUCAUGACGUACGAGCGCGCGAACAUAAAGUAGCUAAUCUCAAUGGACACACACAGGAGGUGUGUGGUCUGAAAUGGUCAACUGAUUUUAAACAUCUUGCUAGUGGUGGCAAUGAUAAUUUGGUUAAUGUAUGGGCAGCAGUAAGUGGUGGUGCUGGUAGUGGUACCGAACCUUUGCAUGUUCUCAACGAACAUCAAGCAGCGGUACGGGCAUUAGCUUGGUGCCCCUGGCAGCCAAACCUCUUAGUUAGUGGUGGUGGUACCGCGGAUCGUUGUAUAAAAUUUUGGAAUGUAAACAAUGGUUCUUUAGUUAAUUCAGUCGAUACUAAAUCACAAGUAUGCGCUCUUCUAUGGUCUCGAAAUUACAAAGAGUUAAUUUCGGCGCAUGGUUUCGCACACAAUCAGCUCACGAUAUGGAAGUAUCCAUCAAUGAUAAAACAAGCAGAGUUAACUGGACAUACUUCGCGAGUUUUGCAAAUGGCAAUGUCACCUGAUGGCAGUACAGUAAUAAGCGCAGGUGCAGAUGAAACAUUGCGUUUGUGGAAUUGUUUUGCACCAGAUCCACAUACCACGAAAAAAGCGAGUAAGGGAGCAAGCAAAGUUAAACAAAGUGUUUUCCGCCAAAGCAUACGAUAAGCUGAAAAAUCGAACACUUAUGACAAAAAAUAGCAGUAAUAUUUUAAAUCGAAUGUUCCGAAUUUCAGUUAAGACAAUUUAUACAUUUGAUAAUAUGUUGACUUUUUUAAUUUUAACGAAAUUAGCCUAAGUAUUUCGAAAUGUAUUGGAAGUGAUGAGUAGUUAUAUUUUAACAAAGUGCUUAUAUACGAGACAUUUUAUAGCUGUUUGUAUUUAAUAUGUAAGUCUGCUGUCUGCUUUUCAUUAUGUAUUUUUUUAGAGUGUUCAUAUGUAUUUCUAUUAAAUUCGAUUUAUAUUUUUAAAUUAAAUUGCAAGUAAGUUUUUAGUAAACUUGACUUGUAUUAUGUCAGAUCAUAUUGCGAUUUGUAUUUUUAGAUUCAUUCACAUUUGUAGUACAAGCUUUUAAAUAAAGGUAAAAAAACAUGAUUAA